Molecule: messenger RNA, 1125 nt
Organism: Lactuca virosa
Lineage: Eukaryota; Viridiplantae; Streptophyta; Magnoliopsida; Asterales; Asteraceae
Source: the annotation of a GenBank genome assembly
AUGGUCCCGGAUGUAGAAUCGGAGGAGAAGAUUGUGUACACAUAUGACAUCGACAUGGCCCCACAAGAAACUCAAUCAUCCGGUUCCAGUCAAUACAUGAGGAACAUGGAUGAUUCUAUUGCAGCUGUUGAAUCCAUAUUGAAGUACACCUUCAAGAACAAAAAACUGUUAGAAGAAGCCUUAACGCAUUCUUCCUACACUGAGUCUCAAUCCUACCAACGUUUGGAAAUCCUGGGGGAUUCUGUUCUUGGAGUCCUCAUCACUAAAUUUGUCUACUUGGCUUACCCUGAACUUGACCCUGGUCAAAUCUCUCUCCUCCGAGCCGCCAAUAUCAGUACCGAAAAACUCGCACGCGUGGCGGUCCGCAACGGCCUUUACAAAUAUGUCCGCCACAAAACCAGCGUUCUUAAUGACAAGGUGAGGGAAUUUGUGAUAGCGGUUGAAGAAGAAGAAGAUGAGAUGGUGGUGCAUGGUGGACAGAUGAAAGCUCCAAAGGUGCUUGCGGAUAUUGUUGAAUCGAUUACUGGAGCUGUAUUUCAAGAUUGUGAUUUCAAUUUUCAAAUCCUAUGGGAGGUAAUUAGAGAGCUACUAGAACCGAUGGUUAUGCUAACUGUUCUUGAGAAACGGCCACAGCCUAUUACCAAGCUAUACGAGGCAUGCCAAAAAGAAGGGAAAGGUGUUGAGAUAAAGAACUGGAGGCAAGGUGAAAGAAACAUUGCAAGUGUUUAUAUAGAUGGAAAGUUUAUUGCCUCUGGCUCUUCAGAGAAUAAAGAGAAUGCUAAGCUUCAUGCAGCUGAGGUUGCUCUAUCUAAGUUAACAAGGCUGAAAAGAACUACUGAUGCAAUAAGUCUGCAAAUGAAUGGUAAUUCUGGUGAAGUCACUGAGAUUAAAGGUGCCAAACGAAAAAUACAUGAACUUUGUAUCAGGAGAAGGUGGCCAAAAGCGACUUACAGAAUUGAGCAAGAAUCGGGUCCUGCACACGAUAGAAGAUAUAUAGCAUCCGUGCAAAUUGAACUUCCUGAUAAGGUAUUUUUCAUGAAGGGAGAAGAGAGGUCAAAAGUCAAGAAGGCCGAAAAUUCUGCAGCCUCAAUUAUGUUUUUUUCUUUGCUAGAAUUGGGAUAUUAA